AUGUUCGAUGCCUUUAACAAGGAGUUAUAUAAAGAGUAUGUUGACAUCGUAUCUCGUUUAGGAGUCGCAAUUCCACCCGCCCUUGAAAGUGCUUAUAAGACUUAUAUUAAUAAGCAAAUGAAAGAUUUGCCCUAUGUAGAUAAGGCCGUACAAAAGAUGUACACUCUAGUCUUCUUUCUAAAGUACGUUAAACAGAUGGAAGGAACCGUUAAGUUCAAAGAUGUCUACUCAAAACUUGAAGUACAAAAGAAACUUAUCAGUCGAGCCAUGGAUAAUGUCGAUGUAUCUUUUAAAGUUGAAGGUGAACAUCCAAUUGCUCUAGAAGAUUGGAGUUCACUCUACAGUAUAACCAUGGGAAUUGGUGCUGGAAUCAAAGAUAUUGAUUUCAGUCAAGUCCCAAAAAUAUCAAAACAAAAGAAUCUUAAAGGUUAG
Nematocida homosporus is the source of this 432-nucleotide messenger RNA. RefSeq lists its product as uncharacterized. Bases 1 to 432 code for a protein of 143 amino acids. The transcript has a single exon. NCBI's taxonomy places the organism in Eukaryota, Fungi, Microsporidia. The record is from RefSeq and is a predicted model, not a curated record.